Messenger RNA from Acanthoscelides obtectus, 454 nucleotides. NCBI's taxonomy places the organism in Eukaryota, Metazoa, Arthropoda, Insecta, Coleoptera, Chrysomelidae. The record is from the annotation of a GenBank genome assembly.
UAGAACGUUUUUGGAAUUAUAUGAAUCCCGAAAAAUGUGACGCUGAUACUCUCACAAAACAUAUUUUGAGCGUCGUAGAUCCAUUAAUAGAAAAUUUCCCUAACAAACUGAUUUCACAAAGCUAUGAUGGAGCCGCGGUAAUGAGCGGACAUAAUGAUGGAGUACAGGCAAAAAUUAAACAAAGAUAUCCAUUUGCUCACCUUCCGCAAAUGCUCAAGUUCGGGUGUUCUUUGGGGAUUUGAAAGAUAUUCCGGGAUUUUUUAAUAAUUCUCCUCAACGCGUAGAAGUACUGAACAGAGUUGUGGGGAAAAAAUUUCCCAAGGAGCAACAACUCGUUGGAAUUUUAAUAUUCGAACAAUAAAUGUAGUGUUUGAGAACAGAGAAUCACUCAUUCAAUGCAUGGAAGAAAUAGAAGAAAAUUUCACUAACGAAACCGUUUACAAGGCAGCUUGCG